AGUGGGAUUGACACAGUGAACACCUAACAUUUAGUCUUUCUAUAAUCGCAAAGUGAUCAUUUUGAUUUAGUCAUAAUUGCCACUAUUCCAAGCAAAAUCUAUCAAAUAUUUCCAGACCAAGUGGCCUUCCUUCUCUUUCCCUCAUGCUAAUCCCCACAAGAUCUAGUAGAUAUGCCAAUCUAGGCAUAAACUAUGCCAGAAGAUUUCAAUCAAAUGUUGCUGCUGGUGCUGCUGCUGCUGCAGACAAGAAAAUCCUCAAGAAGAACUCGAUCUUUGUUAUUUCUAUCCCCAUCACCACCUCAAAAUCCUACAUAUAUUGCAAUCACCGUCCUGGGAAAAUGUUGGCAGAGUCGCAAUUGAAAACCAUACCCCCACUUAUCAAACUAGAACACAAGUUAAUUAAACUUGCAAUUAAAGGAUGGACCAAGUUAUCCACUUCUGAGAAAUCCAUCAAUGUCAAAAUCACAAACUUGGUUAAACAAUUAAUGAGAACCAUUGCAUACGAGGAGAAUUGUUUGCGUAGUUUUCCUAACCAGAAAGCCAUGAUUAGAGAAAUCAACGAAGAAUUAAUAGAAAGCAAACAUCCAAACUUGGUUCAAUCGGAGAUUGAAAAAUUAGAUAUUUCCCAUGAUCAGUUGAAACCUAUUCCCUUGUAUCAUCCUGAUUUCCAAAAUCCAACCACGAUAUUGAAUCAAAUAUACGAUUUCAGAAAAGAUAAUCAAAUUAAACAUAAGAAGUAUGCUAUCUUAUGUGCUAUUGGUAUUCCCUUGAGUUUACCAUUUGCAUUAGUGCCCAUCAUCCCUAAUGUUCCUGGAUUUUAUAUAGCAUUCAGAUUAUAUUGCCAUAUAAAGGCAUUAAUGGGUAUAAAACACUUAGACUACUUGUUGGAAACUACUCCGAGUCAAGUUAGAACUAUUCAAAGAGAACAAGAAAAGCACGAUGAUGAGGAAAUGGAUGAAGUUAAAUUAGCUGAUGAAUCGACCGUAGUAGAAACCAAGCAUUUGCGAUUCCAAUCAGUAGCUGAAAUGGACCAAAUAUAUGCCGAACAUAAUGAAAAAAGACAUUUAAAUGAAUUGGUUCAAGAAGAUGAAUGUAUUCUCAUCAAUGAAUCCAUAAUAAACCUGUUGGUUGACCAAUUGGAUUUAGAACAUUUAAGAGAAGAUUUGUUGAAGGCAUUAGAACAAGAAACCAAACGAUUAAACAAAGAUAUUAGAGUUGGCGAUGCUGUUGAAUAAUUCAAAUGUAAAUAGAUUCAAUGUAUUGUAUAUCGUCAAACAAUACCGAGCUUGUGA
This is a messenger RNA of Spathaspora passalidarum NRRL Y-27907, 1292 nucleotides long. RefSeq lists its product as uncharacterized. Gene Ontology annotation, biological process: proton transmembrane transport; potassium ion transport. The transcript has a single exon. The record is from RefSeq and is a predicted model, not a curated record. NCBI's taxonomy places the organism in Eukaryota, Fungi, Ascomycota, Pichiomycetes, Serinales, Debaryomycetaceae. Gene Ontology annotation, cellular component: mitochondrial inner membrane. Bases 144 to 1235 code for a protein of 363 amino acids.